ACUUGGUAGAUGCUGGAGUGCUUUAGGGAGCCGGAGGCACCCAAUUGGAGCCACAAACGUAACCAAAGCUGGUGUCAAACUGGAGUCAAAGGAGAUGCAGGAUGGAGCCACAGGGGUGGGAAGGUGUUCGCCCAGCAAAGGACUCAGCAGGGACACGUGGGUGAGUGGGUCGCUGCCCCUCUAACCAAAACACUCUCUGCCCCAUGGUGCAGGUGCCAGCGUGGCCACCCAGGACAUCUGCAGCUCUCCAGGUGUUGGCGAGCACAAGGAUGGGCCAGACAAGGGAGGGGGGGGGGGGGUGGAUAUAGGACCAGAGCACGGGUUUGUUGCCCAUGUGUGAACCCCUGGAGAGGACACUCCAGUAAUGCUGGCCUGGGGCAUCCCUGUGCCAUCCCUCCAGGUGACAUCCCGGCUCCUAACCUCUUCUUGAACACCUUCGGCACUCGGGACUGGGAACUGCUUUUGUUUCGCUGCUCCCUCGACGGGCAUUCUCCCGCUACCCGAAUCGUCUUCUGCAAGGAUGGGGUGGAGGAGCACAGCAUGAAAGCCCAACAGGGGCAGUUGAGCUACAUCAUGCUGCGGAAUGUCACCUUGGGAAGUGAGGGAACGUACACGUGUGGGUAUCAACACAGGAACAGGAACAACUGGGUGAGGAGCUCUGCCCUCAGUACACCUCAGAACCUGACUUUCACAGGCAGUCGGUCCAGCUCCCAGGAAGGGACAUUGACUGCAGCUUCUGUCUCCCCAGCUCCCCAAACCCAGAUCAUCCACAACUUCUCCAUAUGCAACAUGAUGGGACUGGUGGCCAUCUCUCUCAUCCUCCCGACUGCAGCCAGCUACUGUGCCAUGAAGAAAGGGAGCAAAGGUGCUGAGAUGGGAAAGACCAAAUGCAUCCCAGCCCCAGGCAGAUAUUUGCUCCCAGCCCUCUGGGCACAAGAAGCGAGUCUCUGAGCUGGCCUGAGCAGAGCAAGCAUGGCUCCUCAACACUUGGGCUGUCCGCAGCUGCUGAGAGCUUGGGAGAAGCCAGUCUGGGAAACAGGACACUCAGAUGCAUAGGCUGGGCUGGAAAAGUCCCUCCCUGAGUGAAGUGUGGAGUUUCAGCCCAUCAUCUUCAUUGUGCAGGCCAGAGCUUGGAAAGCCAGAGCUGUGCAGUAACUCUGCCUCCCCCUUUCUUUUCCUUGCAGUGACCUGCGGAGAGAGAUCCCAAAGCCUCGCGUGCAAGAGAUGAACGCCAGGACAAUAUAUGCCACGGUGAGCCACUCACACCGCCAGCCCAGAUAGUGCUCCAGCAUGGCAAGUGCACAGGAAGAAUUGCCCACGUUGGCAUUUUUCCUUUGGCAGAGAACUCCCAUGCUGGUUGUCCUGGUUUCAGCUGGGAUAGAGUUAAUUGUCUUCCUAGUAGCUGGUACGGUGCUAUGGUUUUG
Molecule: messenger RNA, 1424 nt
Organism: Harpia harpyja (harpy eagle)
Lineage: Eukaryota; Metazoa; Chordata; Aves; Accipitriformes; Accipitridae
Exons: 5
Coding region: 10-951 (313 amino acids)
Source: RefSeq, a predicted model, not a curated record